AUGUCACCUUGUCAUCCCGACGUCGUCCAGGCCAGCGUGCUCGCCGUCUGCGACGACGAGCACGCAUAUCUCGGCGAUGAGCGCACGUAUAUCCCUCAGAUCUUAUCUCCUGAGUGCCGGGCUUUUUUGUACAUACUCUAUAUACCCUCUGCUAUGCAUCUAUGUUGGACCACCCUGAUAAGUGUCGCGUUCACCGUCGGGCACGGCAUUGAGCUCGCUGGGGGGGACCCGAUGACAUCUGAAGCUGAGUCAUGCAGCGGCCACGUCAUCGAUCGGCAGCUGUACACGUUGACGUGUGCACGUAUCACGCGUAGAUCGGAUGUAAUGGCCCCGGCAUUGUUCCGCCGAGUACCUGUGCCUGACGUCGACAGCAACCUCGAGCUCAUCGCGGGCGACGACGACGAGGGGCUCACCUUAACGGCCAAACCUUGGCCCCCGACAUCGGGCCUUUUUUAG
This is a messenger RNA of Coniophora puteana RWD-64-598 SS2, 456 nucleotides long. RefSeq lists its product as uncharacterized. Lineage: Eukaryota; Fungi; Basidiomycota; Agaricomycetes; Boletales; Coniophoraceae. The transcript has a single exon. Bases 1 to 456 code for a protein of 151 amino acids. The record is from RefSeq and is a predicted model, not a curated record.